AUGGUUAUGAUGCUGGACAUUUUGCAGGAGUAUCUUCAAUUACGUCGUUUUCCUGCACAGCGUCUUGAUGGGUCCAUGCGUGCUGACCUCCGUAAACAAGCUCUUGACCAUUUUAAUGCUGAUGGAUCAACUGACUUUGCCUUUCUGCUGUCUACUCGCGCCGGCGGUCUGGGCAUCAACUUGGCAACUGCCGACACGGUCAUUAUUUUUGACUCGGACUGGAACCCACAAAAUGACCUUCAAGCAAUGAGCAGAGCGCACCGAAUAGGGCAGACUCGCCAGGUGAACAUCUAUCGCCUCGUGACCCGUAAUUCCAUGGAAGAAGAAAUAGUUGAACGAGCGAAGCGCAAACUUGUGUUAGAUCACCUUGUUAUUCAAAGAAUGGACACAACUGGAAGAACUGUAGGUCCCUGA
Messenger RNA from Strongylus vulgaris, 414 nucleotides. Lineage: Eukaryota; Metazoa; Nematoda; Chromadorea; Rhabditida; Strongylidae. The record is from the annotation of a GenBank genome assembly.